This is a messenger RNA of Corythoichthys intestinalis (scribbled pipefish), 3935 nucleotides long. RefSeq names its product eukaryotic translation initiation factor 4E nuclear import factor 1 (gene eif4enif1). NCBI's taxonomy places the organism in Eukaryota, Metazoa, Chordata, Actinopteri, Syngnathiformes, Syngnathidae. Bases 333 to 3176 code for a protein of 947 amino acids. The transcript is spliced from 19 exons. The record is from RefSeq and is a predicted model, not a curated record. Gene Ontology annotation, biological process: negative regulation of translation. Gene Ontology annotation, cellular component: nucleus; cytoplasm. Gene Ontology annotation, molecular function: mRNA binding.
UAAAGCGGUGAUCAGAGGAAAAUUGCUGCUACGACUCAGGAAAGCGAGAACGUGUAGACAAGUAUUUCAGAUUACUCAUUGAGAAUAUUGAAACUGUGUAGUUAUUUCAAGUCACCCUAGUACAGUCCCUUUUCUUAAAUAACUCCAACAACUCGGCUGGUGUAAAUCUGGUGCGUGGGCAUUAUCCCAUUCUCCAGCUUGUUAGCUGGCUAGCUAGCUAUUGCGGCUAGAUUAGCUAGCUAGCUGACGUACGUAAACUAUUGGUCAGCCACUUUCUUAUUCAGCCGUCAUACCGGCAGUGUCAUUGCUUUCAUCGAAGCAGUGUUCCUGCCAUGGACGGUGACGCAUGUGUUGAAGAUAAGAGUGGAGGUGAUGUUGUUGUGGACCAAGUGAAAAAAGAACCAGCAGCCUCAGCUCCACAUAGAUACACCAAGGAGGAGCUUCUUGACAUAAAAGAGCUACCAAUCUCCAAUGAAAGACCAGAGUGUCUCUCAGAGAAAUAUGACAGUGAUGGCGUCUGGGAUCCAGAGAAAUGGCAUGCAUCACUGUACCCCACCUCAGGGCGCAAUUCUCCUAUGGAAGGAGUUCCACUGAAAAGAAGAAUCCCAGAUCCUCGUGAGAGGUUAAAGGAGGAUGACUUGGAUGUCGUACUGAGUCCACAGCGACGCAGUUUUGGAGGUGGAUGCCAAGGCAAUGCUGCACCUGCGCUCCACUCCUCCCGUCCAAUCAGCCCUCUAGAAAAUAAGGAGAAUGAAACUCUUCGUUUAUGCGGGACACGCAGAAUUGGAAGUGGUCGUAUAAUUGCUGCACGAGCCUUUGAAAGAGAAGUCCGCCUCGAGAAGGAAAGGGAAAGGGACAUCAGAGACUUCAAAGACAAAAGAGUCAGGAGAGACUUUGGGGAUAAACGUAUAUUUAGUGAACGGCGAAGGAAUGACUCUUAUGCUGAAGAGGAGCCAGAGUGGUUCUCUGGAGGUCCUACGAGCCAGUCGGAGACAAUUGAGCUCAUUGGCUUUGAUGACAAAAUAUUGGAAGAUGAUAGACGCAAGUCCAGGCGCUCAAGGAGGAAGCCAGAGUCUGUAAAAGAAGAAUGUAAUGGACAGCCAGAGGAGACAAACGUGAAUCUGCGCUCUUCAACGGAUCAGGAGGUUCCCCACCCUGAUGUGCUGCCAGAGCAGUCCACUGGUGACUUUGACUUCAAUGAAUUUUUCAAUCUGGAGAAGACCAUGCCAGGCCUGGCGUCUAUGAUUGAGGACGUUUUAGGGGAAGGGCCUGUAACAGCAAGCCGCUUCAGUCAAUGGUUCUCCAGCAACUUGAGCCCUUCAGGGAGCCGCUCCAGUAGUAUGAGGUCCACUCCGCACGAGGAACUGGAAAAACUAGCAGGGUUUGAAGCCCAUGGCACAACAUCUGGCCAAGGUGCUGCCCCAUUCUUCACACCCAUUCAGCCAUCGGAGUGUAAGGAGAAAGUGGACAUACUGGAACUGUUGCAAAAGGCCAAUGUCGACCUGAAGCCUCUUCUUUCUACUCUCUCCCUCAACAAGGCUCGCCUACGGGAAAACAAUAAUUCUGGAGCAGUGUUGUCCCUGGAGGAAGUGGAGGGAGGAAUGAAGGGCAUGAAACUGAACGCGGAACCGCAAGUGCAAAAGACAGUACCACCGCAGAGAGGAAAUGGGACGCCCUUCAUGGCUGAACACUUAGAAGAAGCUUUAACUGGUGGUCCCAGUGCUCGACCACGCUCCCGUGACACAGACAUGUCAGCUUUUAAUAAACUGGUCAGCACCAUGAAAGCGAGCGGAACUCUGCCAACUCAACCCAAAACUAACAAUUCAAGCAAUCGACCUUCAGACCAAUCUAUAGUGCCACUGACAGAAGUUCCAAUGCCUCUUCAGCAACCGAAAAACAUAUUCCAGGAGCUCUUGGGAGGGCCAGCUCGUAGUCGCUCCCCAGUGCUACUUGGCAACCUUUUGGGAAACUCUGAGGUCUCUGUUGCUCCCAACUCACUACAUGGCCUACAUAAGGGUCCCUCACCCCCCCUCUUCCCUCAGAGGGCAAUCUCACCUGACUACUUCAACAGUCACUUGCAACAUUCAGCAGGCUUUCCAGUUGUUGCCCAACCCAUGAUGCCUGAACAAUAUGCUGAUAUACACCGGUCUAUGAGCCCUGCAGCUGCAGCCCAACAUCAGAUGAGGACACUCGCAAAACCAGUAAAUCAUGCAGAUCUAGAAGCCCUGGCAUUUCAACAGGACCUUGCACUACAUGCCCAUCAGCAAUUCCAGUCUGGUUACAACAGGCUGCCGCAAGACAAAUCUUUUCGUAAUCGUCCACAGCGUGUUAACCGUUCUCCAGGCCCCCAGCCUGCUGGAAGAAACUCACCAGGCAGUGCCGUCACCAGCAUGUUGUCACCCUCAUUUACACCUACAUCGGUUAUCCGCAAAAUGUAUGCAACAAAAGAGAAAAGCAAAGAUGAUCCAUCAAGUCGACCAGAGACCAAAGAGGAGGGGGUAUUGCAUUCUCAAGAUGAGAGCAACUCUUCUAGUUUACACCUGGAAGCAGUGGAAGGGAAUGGCACCCAGUCUGGCAGCAUCAAGACUAGCUCUCAGACCUUACUAAGCAAGGACCAGGAGCGACUCAGGCCACAUUCUACUGGACAGCAUACACCUACCACAGCGCCAACCUCAACCUUCCCCCGUUCCAUCUAUCCAGUACCACUUAUGUCCCACGUACCAAUGGUGCGCCCUCCUCCUCACCUCCAUCCUAACGUGGUUCAAAGAAUGCUGACACAGGGAAUCCAGCCCCAGCAGCUUGGACCAGCGCUGGUCCAAGCAGGCAUAUAUCCACCACACGUUGACCUUGCGCAACUUCAAGGCUUGCCCCCUGCAAUACUGGGCCAAACCUUGUACCCUCUCAACGCAACGGGAGGCCAUCCGCUUCUACCUCCAAGGGCAAACAGUCACAUGCAGCUUGCAGUGAUGCAGCAGCAACUUCAGCAACAGAGACAAAUACAUCCAGGCCCCCAGUCUCAAAACCAAGGGCCUCAUCGUUCAAAUGGCCCACAGCGACACGACAGAAGUCCCCCUCCAGGCCUGGCCAAGUGGUUUGGAGCUGACGUCCUGGAUCAACAACUCCCCUCUAUGCCAGCCAAGGUCAUAAGCGUAGACGAGUUGGAGUUCCGGCCAUAAAGAACUUAAUUUUGAGGUGGACUGUGAAUUGUUUUCCGUUUUCUCGCCCUUAUAAACAUGUUUAAAUGUGAACUUUAAUUUGAAGCCACAGCACACAACUGGACUGUCUUUUUGACUCUAACCUCAGUCAAAGCUCUUAAAAUGUAAACCGGGCAAUGGAGACGAGUUACUGCAGCUAAGUGACUUUUUUUGUUUAGGUUUUUGUUAUUGUUGCUCUCGUUUUGUAUUAGACUCUAGCAGUGAAUCUGGGAGUAACUUGUGUAUAGUCACAAUUGUACAGAUGACGGGAUAUUAUCUUUGUCCCACUGUAAAUAGUAAUGUUUUUUUUUUGUUUUGUUUUUUUUUGGUAUGGGGAGGUGAAACCAUCGUGAAGUUUAAAUGCUGAAUGUCAGAGCGUGUAGCACUCCUUGUUGACUUUUUGUUUUCCUCAUCAACUGCACUGAGAGCUACUACGAGCAAUGGAUGGGGCAGGUUGGUGUGUACCUUUCCCUUGCUGGUGGCUCAGUUCUGUAGAUGCAUCAUUAUUAAUCAUUAUUAUUAUUAAAUGAUGUAGCAGCAUCAUUUCAAGACUACUCCAAGGGACUGCUGGUUGUGCCUUCUGUGUAUUUGUUUUCCUUUGGAACUGUAUCCUCUCCCAUCCAAACUGCCACAAGAGGAGGCAGUCUCACAAUUUCUGCGGGUGUUUGGAUUCAGUUGUUUGUGCUAUUAAGUUAUAAAGCACAGAUAGAAAUAAUAAAUAAAAGUGACAAACUAUUUGAA